GAUACACUACCGACUCUCGUGUCUUCAACGCUAGUUAUAUAAACAUUUGUAAUCAGAAAACUCUAGUGAAAAAAAAAAAAAAAUUCCACCCUCACCUCAUCCGAAAGAAAUACAAAAGGGGCAAAAACCAAAAGAAAACCUAGCAAACAACAAAAAACUCAAAAACCAGCCUUUUUUUCACAAAAUCAGAACCGUCUGAUCUAGGGUUUUCUGGUAGAGAGAAAAGAUGCCGAAGAACAAGGGAAAGGGAGGAAAGAACAGGAAGAGAGGAAAGAAUGAAGCUGAUGAUGAGAAAAGAGAACUUGUUUUCAAAGAAGAUGGACAAGAGUACGCACAAGUUGUUCGUAUGCUCGGUAAUGGCCGUUGUGAAGCUACUUGCAUCGAUAAUGUUAAGCGUCUUUGUCAUAUUCGUGGUAAGAUGCACAAAAAAGUCUGGAUCGCUGCUGGUGAUAUUAUUCUCGUCGGUCUUCGCGAUUAUCAGGAUGACAAGGCUGAUGUGAUCCUAAAGUAUAUGCCAGAUGAAGCCAGGUUGCUCAAAGCUUACGGCGAGUUGCCAGACAACAUCAGACUUAAUGAAGGUGUUGCUAAUCUCGACGAGGAAGACGAUGGUGGUGCUGAUGACUACAUCGAGUUCGAAGACGAAGACAUUGAUAAGAUAUAAGCAAUUUAAGUUUGUUUACAAAUGCACCUUUACUGCGACUGUUGAACCUUAUAUGUCAAUUGUAUGUUUCUUGGGUUUGAUCACUAUUUGAUGUACUGAUCGUUUUAUAUAUGUGUGGAUUACUGUUUUUGAGUGGCAA
This is a messenger RNA of Beta vulgaris subsp. vulgaris (sugar beet), 800 nucleotides long. Its product is annotated as eukaryotic translation initiation factor 1A. NCBI's taxonomy places the organism in Eukaryota, Viridiplantae, Streptophyta, Magnoliopsida, Caryophyllales, Amaranthaceae. Gene Ontology annotation, molecular function: RNA binding; translation initiation factor activity. Bases 227 to 661 code for a protein of 144 amino acids. The transcript is spliced from 2 exons. Gene Ontology annotation, cellular component: cytoplasm. Gene Ontology annotation, biological process: translational initiation. The record is from RefSeq and is a predicted model, not a curated record.